GUGGGCCUUCGGCGGAAGUGGCUUGUGUCGCGCGCAGCUAGCUUGUUGUGCUGCAGGCGCUGAUGGCGGCGGGAUUCGCGGAGGGUCGUACCAAAGAGGGAGAGCGAGGAGGCGGGGGAGCGGAGCCACGGCGGUACCGAGCACUGACACCCCGCUGGUCACCGAGCAGAGCAGCCGCGAGGCCAGCAGUCCGACCCCGAGGCGACGGAUGAAGCGUUGGGAGCCUCCUAUUGGCUGUCGUCCCGUACUGCCCCCCCAGCUCGUCCUGUUUCAGCAGCAUUCAUAGUAUUUAGUUGUAGCAUCACUGGCGUCUGAGGAGCUCCGGGUGUGAGAAUGACCAUGACCCUGCCAGGCUAGCAAGUUCUUGAUCUCUACAGUCACCUAGCAACAGCAUCCCAGCUGAACAUGUAGAUUACUAAGAGCUGUUGUCAGAGAGUGGCUAGCGACUAGCCUGUUGGAGCUGCUCUGCCCUGAGUUGAACUUCAUCAGAAGACCAACUUCUCCAAGAUGUAGGCAGCCCAAGGCCUGGAUCCACGCUUUCAGCAGCUAACGGCUAGUUAGCAGCUCCUGGUCAGCAGGAGACGGUGGCUGGUGGUUGAGGGUGGGUAGAGCGGGGGUGUGAUGGAGUACCACUCCGGUGGCAGCCUGCCCCUGCUGGGGAGACCGCGGUACUGCCCUGGGGCCAGCGCCAACGGAGGCUACCUGUGUGAGACGGGACACUGCUGCGGAGAGACCGGCUGCUGCACCUACUACUACGAGCUGUGGUGGUUCUGGCUGCUGUGGACUGUUCUCAUCCUCUUCAGCUGCUGCUGCGCGUACCGACACCGCCGAGCGAAGCUGCGAGUCCAGCAGCAGCAGAGGCAGAGGGAGAUCAGCCUGCUGGCCUACCAUGGAGCCAGCUCCUUCCCCUCCUCCAUGCUGGACCUCAGUUUCCUGGCGUCGCUGAAGCUGCCGUCGUAUGAGGAGGUAGCAGCUCAGCCCACCACGCCUCCUCCCCCCUACAGCUCCGUGUUUACCACCCCCCGCUACCCGCAGCCCCCGCGUGCUGCUGACCCCCACCUGCUCACGCAGCACGACCCACUGCUGCACCGACCGCUGAGUGAUGGCCCGUCCUCCCUCAGCUCUGACAACAGCUCCAGCUGUUCCUGCGACUCCUGCUGCCCUUCUUCUCCAUGUAGCUCCUCGCUAUCAGCCCCUAUCACCUAUGAGACUGACACAAGCCACGCCUCCACGCCCAGUGAGGCCACACCUCUGACGCUUGAUGUCACCAUCGAGACCAUAGCAGCUGCCGCAUGCUGCUUGGAGGCAAACAAGGCUUGCUCCGCCCCCGAGGGCCCGUCCACUGCGGUGGCCAUUCACGUGGAAGAUGCAGAAGCUGCCAGACCUCAGGAACUAAACACCAAGGACUUAUUGCCUCCUAGCCAGACUGUUACCACAGCAACUGCUACGCGGGCACCCUCUCCUCUGCACCUGCCCUCACCUGGCUCUGAGCUCACCCUUCCUGUUGCAGCUACGUCCCCCGUGAACCCACACCUCGACUCAGCACCACGUUCUCCGAUCAUCAGCACGGCUAGCUCCAGUACGCUUCCCAGUCCGAGUGUCGAUGCCACACAGGUCCAGUCCAUCAGAACCAUGACAAGUGAAAGUGUGUCCAGACCUGCUGACAAAACCCUUGAGACUCUUUGUGUAACAAGAACUUUGGAUCUGGUCAGUGUUUCGUGUAGCCCAGCACCAGCACCGCCACCAGACGUUCACAGAGCUUUGGUCUUUGAAGCGUCUACUCUUCAGAACCACAGCUUUAUGCCUAUAACCCCCACCCAGACUCCAGACCAAAAACCCAACCCUACUGAAGCUACGGACCCUGUUACUCCACCUCCAGACCCACAAUUCACCAAGUUCCCAAAUUCUGUAACUGCUUCCCUUCCAUCUCUAAAACCACUCCACCUGAAUCUGAACCAAGGAGAUAACGUUUUGGUGUCCUCUUCACAACGCCAGACCACCCCCAGUCCUGGGUCAGGUCCCAUCCAGUCCACCCCCAGUCCUGGGUCAGGUCCCAUCCAGUCCACCCACAGUCCUGGGUCAGGUCCCAUCCAGUCCACCCCCAGUCCUGGGUCAGGUCCCAUCCAGUCCACCCCCAGUCCUGGGUUGGGUCCAGUUCUGACUACCCACAGUCCUGGUUCUGGUCUUGUCCAGUCCACCCACAGUCCUGGUUCUGGUCUAGUCCAGUCAACCCACAGUCCUGGUUCUGGUCUAGUCCAGACUACGCACAGUCCUGGAUUAGGUCCCAUCCAGUCAACCCACAGUCCUGGGUUGGGUCCAGUUCUGACUACCCACAGUCCUGGUUCUGGUCUUGUCCAGACUACGCACAGUCCUGGUUCUGGUCUUGUCCAGUCCACCCACAGUCCUGGUUCUGGUCUAGUCCAGUCAACCCACAGUCCUGGUUUUGGUCUAGUCCAGACUACCCACAGUCCUGGUUCUGGUCUUGUCCAGUCCACCCACAGUCCUGGUUCUGGUCUAGUCCAGUCAACCCACAGUCCUGGUCCUGGUCUCGUCCUUACUACCGACAGUCCUGGGUCAGGCCCAGUCCAGCUCUUAGACUCUAUUACUGCUGUUGUACCUCGUCUAAACUUGACCACAUCAGUACGUGAUUCUGGACCUCCUCAGGACUCAUGUGGCUUUUCUGAGAUCAACCUGGUCCUACCCUUGCCUUCAGAGGUCCAGGCUGGUUUUGGUUCUGGAUCUCCAUCAGGACCAAGUCCUCUAUCCACCCUUCCUCUGGUCCUCUCCUGUCCUGCCCCUGAGACGUCCUUCUCCUGCCCAGCCAUCACCAUUGAGUCUGACACCUGUCUUACUAUGUCCCACACAACCCUGGCAGUGGUCUCUCCGUCCUCUCCCCGGGCUCCUGUCCCUCUCGCAGCACCAGUUCUGCUCCUGGACCCCCUCGCCGCUCUGCAGCCGUCCGACAGAGGGGAUUCUUCUUCUGGUCACGCUUCCUCUCACUCCCCCUCACCCCGUGCCACUCAGUCCCCGCCGAAGCAGACGGUGUUCUCCCCAUGUGUGGACAUUUUUGAACCUGGACCUUCCUGCUGGGAGGACGGAGACGAGGAGCAGGAACACAGGGACGAGGAUGAGGACGAUGACAUGGGUGCCGAUGAGAGCCAGUACAGACAUCGAAGACUUACUGGGGACUCUGGGAUUGAGGUGUGCCGAUGUAGGGUGGAGGAGGAUGAGGAGGAGGAGGAGGAGGAGGAGGAGCGCAGGAAAGGAGGAGAAAGUGAGAACGUUGAUGUCCACGAUAGCGUGGAUUGUCCUGCAAGAGUUCAUCUGGGCACAGGAGAGGAGCUUUCACAGUGUACACCCACCGCCGCCGUUACCACAACAACACCCGAUGAUGGCGGCAAAGUCAUCGUCGUCAUGGAGACGGUGUGAUUGGCUUAACCUGGGCAGAUGGAUUAGUUUAGCGCCCUGAUGUAGAUGAAGACAGAGGUAGUUCUGACGUUUGGGAUCAGAGGCAGCAGGCGUUCACAGAUCAAAGGGUAGGUUUCAGAUCCGGGACUAACUUGCUCCCUGUGAAGAUGGAGGUUUGGCCACGUUUCACCUCGUCGAGACCAUCGUACGCACAUUCCCCCAAAGUGGAAAAAACCUUCAAACUUCACGUAACCCGAAGAGAGUCGUUCGUUUAUGAGAACACUCAUCUCAGUAGUUCAGCGCCCACAUGGUUCAUUCCUCAUUAACCACCACGGUUCCAACCGGGGAACUCACCCUCCCGUCUGAGCCAUGUGACGUAAACAACAGGAAGUCGCCUAACUCGGGCUGGGGUUCGUUGCUCCUCAGCAGUGGACUUUCUGUCACUUGUCCAUAAACGAAUGAAGAUAUCUCGCAUGCUGCCUUGGUGGAUGACGAGGGAUUGGCCGUGUGCCGGGGACGAGUUGGCUGCUUUAAGACGGGUGUAGGCGGAUGAUUCACGCCGACUGAUUGAUGGAGGGUCGUCUGAUUCAUUUGGUAAGGGGACAUUUUGAUGGAGACGUCUGUCAGUAGAGCGGAUUUAGGACGCCGGCUUGUGGUUUCUCCUCGUGGGUUUAGUCUGAGUCGGUGUGGAAAGUUUUCCGGCUCCGUCGACUUCCUCUGCGUCAACAUUCUGAGCAGAGAAGAGCUCUUACAUAAACAAAAACAAAGGGUGCUUUUAGGCUGAAACAAAGCACCAAAGAGCGGAGACAGAGCAUGUCAUCGUGCUCUCUUUGUCUCCAGUGAUGAGGUCAGAUGAAACAACGUGCCACAGAUAGACGCCACCAUUUUCUUCAUAAAUGAAACCUCUCCUCAACCCUUAAUCUGAAAACGUGGACCAGAAAACCAAAGUUCCCGCCCUAUCCAGAGAUUUUAUUUUUAGGCAUCAUGGAUGUUGUUGUCAGUUGGGUAGACACAUCCGUGUACAUAUUUGUGACAGAAAGACCUGGAGAUAGUCUAUUUUACCACAGAGGAGCUAGUGUGUCUGUUUUGUAUGUGCUGGUGUAGAGCCGGGGUUUUCAAUUCGGUAUCCAGCUCGCUUUAGUGGUUCCUGGGCUCCAACACACUUGAUUCAGUGGUGGAAUCACCUGUGCAGCAGCUCAUCAAGCGCCCCAGAAGCCUGUUAAUCACCUGCGGAUUGAAAUCAGGUGUGUUGAAGCAGGUUAAAACUAAAACGAGCUGGACACCGGCCCUGGCCAAGAGUGUGUGUGUAAAUAACCCCAGAAACGCCCUCGUUUAGGUUCACACGCUUUGGGCUGACAAAGGUUUCCCCACAGCGUGAACUAAGGAGACAACAUGCUCCGUGCACGUGUGGCCAGACGUUUACAUCGGGGGGGGGGUUCUUAUAAAACACGAUGUUAGUGGUUCACAAAUCCGAUCAUCUGUGGUUCUAGAAGGUUCUAGAAUGUCUCUAACAAGGCCAAGACUCACUACCCUCCUGUUGGUGAUGAUUGGUGCCUUCUCUUUUCUUCCUCCUGCUGGACUGACCAGCGCUCAGAAGCUGGGAUGGGACAUCAUAGAUUUAGCUGAUUUAGAACUUUUUGGAGCUUUUUUUGGACUUUUAACUGGAAACAAGUAAAAUACAUUCAGCACGUUCCUAUUGUAUGAGGGGAGACUCCCAACUGUUCUCCUCAGAUGAAAGUAACUUGGGUCCUAUGUUCAGGAACAACCUAGGAAGCAUACCGUACAUGAACCAGGACCUGUUGGAAAGUAGUCCAUGUCCUUGGAGAAACCAGUUUCUCAGGACCAGGAAAGAAACUUGUACUUUAAACAAGACACUGUGACAAUUGACCAGAAUAGGCAAGUGUCCAUAUGGACAAGACAAACGUCUACCUGCCAAAGUGACAAAUGUUCGGAGGAGUCAAGGUGAUGUUUUCAGACCUGAGAAUUUGUACCAGCUGUACAGCAUGGUGGUGGUAGCAUCAUGAUGUGGGACUGAUGCCUAAUGAAACGAUGAAGGACUACCAUUGUCUAGAUGGUUGAAACUUAGACCCAGUAGGGUAGUCCCACAGGACAGUGAGCCCAAACACACUUUAGGCCCAGUUUCUGAUGCUGGCCUUCCCAGAGCCCAGACCUCCACAUUUAUGGGCUAAAUCUCACAUAUUCUGGUUUGAAUAGAGAAAGUCCACGUAAACCUUUCUCUGAAUGUCUAAUGAGGCUCAAAUUAGUCAUGAAAAGCAGCAGAUUCCACAAUGGUGGAUGUAAACCCCUGGCCACAUCUGUAAUUUGGAGACAUUUGUGAUUUCAACGUUUACAUUUAUGAACUCAGACUGAACGUUUACCGAAGUUUCAUUAGUGAAGAACCCCGCAGAGUAACGUCUGCAGAUGGAAUCAGACGUUAAAGUUGGUCCUUGCAGGAGAAGUAACGAGAGCUGGUAUCUAGAAGGUCACCUAACACUUAACCCUGUGUCCAUGCUGCAUUAACCGUCGUAACGGGGGGGGCUCUUUUGAACUUCCUCCAGUCGUGAUCAAGAGAUAACAUGAUGACAAAUUCAAAAAUACUUUAUUAAUCCCAGAGGGAAAUUAGAGUGAGCGAUUAUAUUUCUGAGCUUGAUCCAUGUUUAGUUGGGUAGAACAUCAGGUUCUAGGAGCCCAAACACCGAUGGUACCUUUGGUUUGUGGAGUGAGCAGGAGGUUCUGGGGUCUGGAGGACCCUCUCCUAAAGGUUCAAGGGUGACACCCAGCCAUUGAUGUUGUAGUUGAUGUUGUGGUUGGUGGUCGUUUUGUUUACCGGAACUAAUAGCGAUAUUUAUCUCCAUGGUUUCUGAGUGCCAUUUCUACUUGACAACUGUUACUACUUAGCAUAAUCUAGAGCUGUUCUCGCUCUGUGUGACUGUGGCCUUCUGAGCAGAAUGACUGAGGAAAUGUCUCAACCGUGUCGGUACUUUAGGUUCUCGAAGGCUGUGCAGACCUCAGAUCAGCUGGAUAAAAUUCAAAUUGCCUUAAAGUAGAGCGGACGGGAAUCUUACCCUGACGUAAGUUCGACGGAAACUUCUCCCAACCCAGACUGAUUCAAACUCUUCAAAUCUGAGACCUCUGACUUUGGCAGCACUUCUGACCAUUUCAGACAUCAACGGUUCUGAUGCUGUUUGUCUUUUGGGGGGGAAAGGGACCAAUGAACGAUCAGUGAAACCAAGGGUAGGUAUGGCUGACUCUGGGACUGCGUAACUUUGGGAAACUUGUCUUUAUGUCGUCUUUGCUGAGUUCUGAAGCACUUGUUUUUCAUCAGAUGUCUAAAACAUUUAACCGCGGUCGUCUCCGUCCGAAGAGUCUCUCCUUGACUGGGUUCACAAGGAUGGGUCAGGAGUUCAGCUUCCCUCCCAUCGUUCUACAGGACGCUCUUAGGCAUCCUGAUAUCGGGGUUACGUUGGUAGACGGGACGAUUGCAUCGAAAAUUAAAAGUCCAGCAGCUGUAUGGAUAGAAGAAAUUUUCCAUCUUAUCUUGAGAUGUUUCUCAUUGGGAAUGAUGAACCUGGAACUUCCUGAUGUCCAAAUUCAAAACAGAAUCUCUUGGAGUUAGGUGUUGGGUGGGAUAGCCCCGCCCCCUUUAACCAGCUAUGUAAAUGUCCACCUGACCCUGAAACGUGACUCCAGUCAAACUUAGUUUUAGAUUAAAUCUGUUUUAGUUCUCGGGUUAACUUUGAGGAGCCUAUAAGCAGUUCCCCUGUGACGUUCGGCAGCAUAAUUUGAUUUACGGAGGCGUUCCUUCUCUUGUACUUUUCUCUGUCUGCGGGAUUUUGCUCUGGUCAGAUCUUCUCUUCGCUUCUCGCUGUUGGCUUGAAGGGCUUCCGUCGACAAACGAAGAGCAGAGAUUCAUCUUUAAAAUCCCUAAAUAUUAGGAAGACAAAAGUCUAAUUAUUAGUAUUAAUAAAAUGAUAGUGAGUAUGUGUGGAUGUAUGUGUAACCUAACUAAACCAGCCUGUUCUAAAAGUGUGAAAAUAUAAAUAAAACUGUUGAAUUUACAA
Nothobranchius furzeri (turquoise killifish) is the source of this 7469-nucleotide messenger RNA. RefSeq lists its product as uncharacterized. The record is from RefSeq and is a predicted model, not a curated record. Lineage: Eukaryota; Metazoa; Chordata; Actinopteri; Cyprinodontiformes; Nothobranchiidae.